This is a messenger RNA of Gamsiella multidivaricata, 474 nucleotides long. Its product is annotated as NO signaling/Golgi transport ligand-binding domain-containing protein. Bases 1 to 474 code for a protein of 157 amino acids. Gene Ontology annotation, cellular component: TRAPPI protein complex; TRAPPIII protein complex; TRAPPII protein complex. The transcript has 4 exons. Gene Ontology annotation, biological process: endoplasmic reticulum to Golgi vesicle-mediated transport. Lineage: Eukaryota; Fungi; Mortierellomycota; Mortierellomycetes; Mortierellales; Mortierellaceae. The record is from RefSeq and is a predicted model, not a curated record.
AUGCUCCAGUACACCCAGAAACGCGUCCAUGGAAUCCAGGACCUGGAGAGAAAGUUGAACGAACUGGGAUACAGAGUGGGCAUUCGGGCAUUGGAUCUGUUGGUCUGGCGGGACAAGAACAGCAAACGUGAGACCAGGGUGCUCGGGAUGUUGUAUUUCAUCCACACGACGGUGUGGAAAACGAUGUUUGGAAAGCAGGCGGAUUCGCUGGAGAAGAGUACUGAGAAUGAGGACGAAUAUAUGAUCUCAGAUAAUGAUCCAAUGGUGUCGAAAUUCAUUUCUGUGCCCAAGGAUGUGUCGCAACUGAACUGUGGAGCCUUCAUGGCCGGAAUUGUCGAGGCCAUCAUGGAUGGAUGCCAGUUUCCAUCGCGGGUGACAGCACAUACGGUGCCAAUAGACGGAUACCCGCUGCGGACGACUAUUCUUAUUAAGUUGGAUAAGGAAGUGCUGGAGCGCGAGGAGCAACUGAAAUGA